AUGGCGUCAAUGAAGUUCGGAAAGUCUCGCUCAAAAUCCACCACUACCGUACUUCCGACCUCCCUCGAAAAGUUUGGUUUAUUCCGCUUGAAUCCAAUACCCACACCUCCAAGAGAUGGAGAGUCAUCAUAUAGAAUCGAUGUUGUAGCACUUCAUGGUAUCAAAGGUGAUGCAUACAAUACAUGGACAGAGAAGAAAGGAGAAAAUGAGAAUAUGUGGCUGAGAGAUCAGUUACCCAAUGAGCUACCAGGCGCGCGGAUAUUUUCGUUUGGGUACGAUGCGAAUGUACUGUUUAGUCGUGGGACAGGCGAUAUAGAAGAUUUUGCAACAAAUCUUCUCGAGGAUUUAGUGAGGGAAAGAAAUAACGAGGAGAACAGGAAGCGCCGAAUCAUUUUCAUAUGUCAUAGUAUGGGAGGAAUUGUCAUAAAGAAGGCACUCAUCAAAGCGUUUUCAAGCACCCUCUACAAAAACAUCUUUAAAUCCACAUCCGCCAUCCUCUUCCUGGCCACUCCGCAUGGGGGCUCCGAUCAGACUAAGCUUCCUUUAUCGAUCGCCAAUGUUGCCAACAGCUUUUCCGCGCUUUUAGUGAGAUUUAGUGGUCGCGUGAGAGAUGAGCUGAUUACACCACUUGCGCGAGACUCACCUGUUCUGAGGGACACUCAACAUGAGUUCAAAGAACAGAAACUAUAUGAGGGAUUCAUGAUCGCCAGUUUUCAAGAACAGGUCAUUUGUACAGGAUUGAAGGGAUUGGUGGUUGAUAAGGAGAGUGCGAUAUUGCACAUUCCAGACGAAAGGGUGAUACCAAUGAAUCGUCAUCAUCGAAACAUUUGCAGAUUUAGUGGGCCGGAAAGCAAGUCAUACCAGAGAGUGUGGGGUAUCCUGAAAGAAUUUGCAGAUGAAGCUAAUAAAAUGGUCCCAGAUGAGCUCACAGCUGAGGACAAAGCUGUCUUAUCCGCCAUACAAUAUUCCGAAAUGGCACAAAGACGUCACGAUGCGAACCGUGCCCAUCCAACUACUUGUUCCUGGAUCUUCAAAAACCGUGCCUACCUUGAUUGGAAAGACGCUCAUCGUAGCUUGAUUUGGAUCACAGGCAAACCAGGUGCAGGCAAAUCCACCCUUAUGGCAUAUAUCCUCUCAAAUUUUCGUCCUCGCGAUCCUCGCCAGCUAGUUUUAAACUUUUUUUUCCAUGGUCGCGGUUCCCCUCUUCAACAAAGUCCCGAGGGGAUGUACAGAGAAUUGCUGUAUCAACUCUAUUCUCAAGCAUCCUCCAUUCGCGACCAGCUUCGGAAGUCCUUUACCGAGAAGAUGGCACUUAGACAAUCAGAGGACGGUUGUGUUUGGGCUACAGAUGAGUUGAGAGACUGGCUAUUCAUUACCAUCACCUGGAUAGCAAAAACAACCCCUGUUGCAAUAUUUGUCGACGCACUUGAUGAAGCAGGUGAUGAUAAUGCGAGAAAUCUGAUUGGAUAUUUUGACGAUAUGCAAAAGACAAUAUCCAGAGAAGGUGGAUUCUUAAGAAUUUGCAUUGCCUGUCGACACUACCCGAAUGUCACAUUAAGUGAUGGUUUUGAGGUCAUUGUGGAGAACGGUAAUAAGCAAGAUAUUGCAAUUUAUGUUCAUGAGGAACUUAGUUCUAAAUUCCGACUUUGGGACGAUGACCCAGUGGCAAUCGAGGGGAGGAAAACUAUGGAAAACGCGAUUGUCAAGCAAUCUAAAGGAGUCUUUCAAUGGGUGAAACUUGUGGUUCCAAAGGUUGCCUAUGACUUGAAUGAAGGGGCGAGUUUAAGAGAUAUUCAUGAUAUGUUGGGAAAGGUACCGAAUGAUUUAGGUCGCGUCUACAAAGAUAUCCUCACUAAUGUCAUUAAAGCUAAUUAUCGAUCCAAGACAUUAUUGUUGAUGCAAUGGGUUGCUCUAGCAUUACGGCCCUUGAGUUUAAUCGAGCUCCGGUUUGCACUGGUCUUGGAUAAACCGCUUCAUGAGGGACAGAUGAGCUGCCGAGAUAGCAAAGAUUUUGUCGAAACAGAUGCGAGAAUGAAAAUUUUGACGAAAAGUUUAUCCGGUGGACUUAUCGAAGUAGUUCUUUACACCUCCGGUCAGUAUGUUGUACAGUUCAUCCAUCAGACUGUAGUUGACUUCAUGACCUCUGAGGGUUUAAAGUUCUUGUUUGCUGCUGUAGAAGAACCCAGCUCCGAGGGGUUGUUGCAGCACAUAAUAGAGCUAUCGGACGAUGAAAUUGUAGGAAAAAGUCAGGAUAUAUUGGCAAGGACUUGCACAAAUUACUUUAGAUCCGGAGAACUUUCUCGGCAAAUAAAGUGUGAAGAGUUAACCCCUAGUGAGCUGGACGAUCAAUACGAGAGAUACGCUUUCGGUGUUUACGCUCAUGAGUCGUGGUUGAAACAUGCAGAACUGGCUGAGAGGCGGAGGAUCCCACAAGAUGGCAUUUUACAGGAUAUCGAGACUUACGGUUUGCUGAAAAUCUGGCUGAACUUUUCUCAUGCACCACCCGAAUCAAAUUAUUUCGGAUACGACGCCCCGGACGAAGUGAAACUAUUACAUAUAUUCGCUGCCGCCAAUCUCCAGGGGCCUACUAGAAUUCUUCUCGGGAGAGGCGUUUCCGCGAUGGCUUCUAACUCAUGCAAUACGACGGCGAUGCACUAUGCUGCUUCCAAUGGACAUGUCGAAUUGGUCCAACUACUUAUAGAUGCUGGUGCUGAUGCUUCUAUAAGUCAAUCGGAUGAUAAUCGCAACAUGCCUCUAGAGUUAGCCGCUAGAAAGGGACAUGAGAAGGUCGUGUCACUUUUACUCAAAAAGGGCGCCGACAUUGAUGGAGACUCUGUAGGUGCUAAUGCGUUGCAGGCAGCCGCUAGAGCUGGAAUGAAAGAUAUGGUUCGGUUUUUGUUGAGAGCUGGCGCAGCAGUCAAUGCACCAAACAGAAUUAAGGGAGAUGCUCUCCAGACUGCAGCGAGCGAGGGCAGGAUUGAAAUCGUCAAACUUUUAUUGGAAUACGGUGCCACUUUUCAGGAACAUGAGAACUCUCUAUUUGGUAAUCCACUUUCAGCGGCAGCUCAUAAGGGUAGCUACAAACUUGUUGAGUUAUUCUUAGAAAUGGGAAUUUCAAUUAACCUUUCUGGGGGGCGGUACGGCAAUCCGCUUCAAAGUGCGGUGAAUGCUCAGCAUCUUCAUCCAAACAUCGACUUCAUACGCUACCUCGUUUCCAAAGGCGCCGAUGUCAAUGUCCAAGGAGGGCAGGAUGGAUCUGCUUUGCAGGCCGCUGUUAGCAGACACGGGCGCCCGCUUAAACCUCACAUGUUAGAAAUCGUUCAUUUAUUACUGAAAAAGGGAGCAGAUGUAAAUAUUGGGGGUGGAGCAGUAGGAGGGGUGCUUCAGGCAGCUGCCGCGAAUGGUCAUGACGAACUCGUGCAGCUGUUUAUCGAUUCUGGUGCUUCAAUCAAUUCCUCGGAUGGGCUUUAUGGAAGUGCUCUCACAAAUGCUUGUUAUCAUGGACACGAGUCAACCGUGCAGCUUCUCCUUCGAGCCGGAGCCAAGAUAUAUUCAAAUCCAUCACCCGGAAUGUACACUCCAUUGGAGGCAGCUGCCGGGGGAGGUUUUAUUGAUAUCGUCAAAAUUCUUCUCGAUGCUGGAGCCGAUGUUAGUAGUCAAGGGGAAGACCGAAUCGCUCUCCACUCAGCAGUAAGAUCCAAAGCAAUUUUCGAGCUUAUACUCAAUCACGGAGCAGAUAUCAAUGCUUGUGGAGGACGAUACGACAAUGUUUUACAAGCCGCAGCAAAAGAAGGGAAUUUGGAAACUAUAGCGAUAUGUUUGGAUCAUGGAGCUGACAUCAACAAGAACGGUGGAGGAUUUGGCAAUGCACUUCAGGCCGCCAUAAUUGGCGGAGAGGAGGCUUUUAGAUACUUAUUGGGUCGAGGAGCAGAUCCUUGUCUGACAGGAGGCAAGUUCGGCACUGCUCUCCAGACUGCUGCAUGUCAAGGAGCAGUAGGAAUAGUUAAAACCUUACUUGACCUAGGUGCAACAGAUGCGGAGGGAGGCUUCUGGGGCAGUGCUCUGGAGGCCGCUGAGCAUGUUGUGGGUAAUUCGGCGGAUAAGGAGAUCAUAAUAAAUUUACUCAUCGAACGAGGUGGCGGUAUUAGGUUACCGCUUCCAACAAGAUGA
Sclerotinia borealis F-4128 is the source of this 4170-nucleotide messenger RNA. The record is from the annotation of a GenBank genome assembly. NCBI's taxonomy places the organism in Eukaryota, Fungi, Ascomycota, Leotiomycetes, Helotiales, Sclerotiniaceae.